UCUUCUGGCCGCGUGUCGUGUGGUGACGUAUCGUUGUACACGGACAUACGUACAUUCGUCGCAUUAUCGUUCGUCCGUUCGUUCAUUCGGCCGGUUCUUCCUACGCGCAUUUCGCCGGCGCGAUCGAUCGAGCGAGCGUCGUUACGCACGGGAGGAUUCAACGACGAUCGCCGGAUACGCAGGCUGCGUUCGGUCGGCUGGACUCGAGAGUCGCUCUGUCCUUCUCGCACUCUCUCUCUCUCUCUCUCUCUCUCUUUCUCUCUUUCGCGCGCGCGCGCGCGCUUGCUCGCUCGCUCUCGCAACGGGAGUGAUCGGCGGCGUCCGCUGUCGCGAGGCAAGAGCUCGGGAGAAAAGACGAGUCUCUCUCUCCUCUCGGUCUCGUCCCCCCGUGAGCUGUCACGUGACGCGUGCUCGUGCUCACGUUCUCUUCUACGUCGGUCGCACGACUCGCGCGUGCAGAGCGCCGCGCGGCACCGGAGCGAUUUUUGCGGCACACGUCUUCUCACGUUCGCGACCGCGACGCGCGCCACAGCGAGUCGUGAAGUAGCGUGCAGCGCGCUGCGACGAGAAGAACGUUAGAGGAGAUAAGGAGCCGCCGAGGGGGAGCGGGCGCGGAAGUGAUCGUCGAGCGGGACUCCGGCAGCGGUACCACCGCCGUUCUAUGCGGCAAGAUGAUGGAUUGUCAAUCGCUCGUCAAGCAGACUUACUGGGAGGACAACUCGAUGCAGGUGAAAUACGAGAGUUUGGACGGUAGAUCCUGCAAGGACGAAAUCUACAGGAUGGGCAUCGGAGGCACGUAUAGCGAAGGCAAUUUGAACUUCGCUACGGCCUCGGAGGAUGACGAAGUUUACACGAAGAAGAAGGUCUCCAGGCAAGAUCCGAUGUCACACAGAAUCAUCGAGAAGCGCAGGAGAGAUCGGAUGAACAAUUGCUUAGCUGAUCUCAGCAGGCUCAUACCAGCGGAGUAUCUGAAGAAGGGCCGCGGCAGGGUGGAGAAAACGGAGAUCAUUGAGAUGGCGAUCCGCCACAUGAAGCAUCUCCAGGGCCUUCGGCAAGACACCAAGCACUCGCCGGUGACACCGGUGCACGCGCAUCCCGAGGACAGCGUGGACAGCAUGUCGCAUUCGACCGCGGCGUCCUCGGCCGCGGAGCAUUACCGGCUGGGCUUUCAGGAGUGCCUGAGCGAAACCAUGCAUUUCCUCGUGGAGGUCGAGGGCUACUUCGCGAGGGACUCCCUCUGCGUGCAGCUCAUCAACCACUUGCAGCAGCACUGCGACAAGAUCUUAGCCACGAGUGACCGACUAGGCUUCCCUCAUCACGAGCUGCCGGUGUCGAACGGCAAGGCGAUCAAUGGCGGCGGCUACGUGCACACGAGCAUUCCGACGAUAAUAUGCCAGCCGAACGGCCACUCGGACCACGGCUCCAGCUCGUCCGGCGUGAGCUCGUUCGGCGACCCUGAGCGUCCGCUGCGACCGGCGCUGGUGCCGCCUCCGACGAUCGUCAGCGACGACAGCAAUCACAGCAACCACUCGCACAGCACGCCGCUCAUGGCCGCGUCGUGCCGGCCGGCCAACUACAAGUUCAAGAGCUCCAUCAAGCAGAGGUUCUCGGCGGAACGGGUCAAGUCGUCGAGCUCGCCGCCCGUCGUCGGUCUCGCCGGCGGCUGCGGCUUGGACAAGCCGAUGUCGUCGCCCUCGUCGUCGCACGGAGUCCCGAUCUUCGCUCUGCACGACGCCGGCUCCUUCUACGUGCCGUUGACGGUCGAGGCGGCCUUGAUCAGGCCGCACCUCAGCUUCAUUCCGGACACCGGACCCGACACGGUCCUCCACCCGGUCACGAUAUCGGUCAACUUCAACCAGUCGAUGCCACCGGCGUGGUCGCAACACCACAGCCCGACUCAUCAGCAUCAGACAUAAUGGGGAGAGUGGCAGGGAGCAGCAGGAGAGAUGCUGAGAGCCUGACGUUCUCAGACUUUUGUGCUUUCGUCGUCCGGCUUCUCCCGACGACGGUGUAGCGUCGUGUCUUUCGCCGGCAGCGCUGGUCGGCAGGUCGGCACUCCGCGAGAAUCACCGAGCGGCUCGCGCGUCGUGGUGACGACUCUUCUCACUCUGUGCUGGUUGCGCGGUGCGCGAUGAACGUGACGAAGCGGCGGUACACAGACUGAUUAACAUCACAUCUGCACUCAGGUCCCGUUCUUGUCGCCGAGGGUACUCAAAGGUUACUUGGACAUGAACAUCGUGGACCAAAGUGCUCGUUGGUCACGUCGCCAUCUCGAGACGUCCGCCGAACGGUCAAACGACUAAUAACACGUUGACUGCCGCGGUGAUUGAACGCACGGCAGCUUGAACGCAUUAACCAAAGAUGCCGGGAUUGAAAAAGUGGGACGAUCUCCUGGAAAGUCGCAAAGCGAGAUCUGAACUCUCUCAGGGAGACCGCCUCGGUCUCUCCGAAUUCACGUCCACUUGUGUUUUCCACUUUGUUUUUCAUUGACCAUCUGCUGGUCAUACGACCGAUGUUUCAAAUGUGAUCGAUUAGACUUCAUCAAACACAAUUUCGCUACAGUGUCAUAGCGCCGUUGGUGUUGCCGGCGAUCGUCGCGACAUUCAACGUGUUGAACAAGCGCCGGAUUUUCGCCUCAUCGACGUACUUUGGCGGUUGCGCUCGCAUAAGAAAAGGGAAAGCAAACGGAAGAGGAAAAGCUCGAUCGCGCGCACGGUGGCGUACAGGUCGCUUUCGACGCGCGUAACAUGGGGGACGUCGAAUCCGAGGAUGUUUGUACAUUUACCGAGGCUGUGGGUCGUUUUAGCAUUUACGAGGUUCGAGAGAAAGCGUGUUAAGGGUUGUACAUAGGUAGAGUAUUAAGGUUAGGAAGCUCCAAGUCGUUUUUGGCUUCGGUGUGUCUUCUUCGUCGUUACUGUAUAAUUCACACCCGUUCCUUUUCUCCCGCUCUCCCGGCCUCUUUUCUUUAACAACGGGCAUUUCGUCUCGUUCUUCUUCCUCGCUUUGCCUCUUUCUCUCUUUUUUCCAUCUCCCGAUCCGUCAGUUUGACAAACUUUUCGCGCGCACACGGCUCUGCUCUCAGUCGGAAGAUCAGUAUGAAGAAUUUUACGUAUGAGCACUCGCUUGACGGAUAUCGAGCGUUCGAUCGGUUGCGUCUGGCCGAGUAUUCGCUUCUCGGCGGAGCCAACACUCGUUGCGUCCAAA
Molecule: messenger RNA, 3204 nt
Organism: Harpegnathos saltator (Jerdon's jumping ant)
Lineage: Eukaryota; Metazoa; Arthropoda; Insecta; Hymenoptera; Formicidae
Gene: cwo
Product: transcription factor cwo
Exons: 5
Coding region: 672-1916 (414 amino acids)
Biological process (GO): regulation of DNA-templated transcription
Molecular function (GO): protein dimerization activity; DNA binding
Source: RefSeq, a predicted model, not a curated record